CUAUUGAAGUUUCCAGAUGAGCUUUGCAAACUUAAUUUUCUUACAGAGUUGAGGAUUGAAUGGUGUCCAAAGAUUGAAUCAUUUCCAGAUACAGGGUUUCCCUCCAUGCUUAAGCGCCUUGUAAUCGGUGAGUGUGGUGGUCUUAAGAGCUUUCCGAAGGAGGUGUUACACAACAACAAUUGUCUUGAGUAUUUGGACAUACAUAAAUGUUCCUCUUUGAUAUCAUUUCUUGAGGAAGGAAACUUGCCUACUACUCUGAAACAUAUGAAAGUUUACUACUGCAAAAUUCUUACAUCACUGCCUGGGGGUUUAAUGAUCAAAGACAACAUGACUCUUCAGAUUUUGGAGAUAGACAACUGCCCCUCUCUCAUAUCCUUCCCAAGUGGUGAACUACCCACAACACUAGAGCGUCUUGAGAUUGGUGAUUGCUCUAAACUCCAGACCUUACCAUUCAACCUCGUCAACCUCGUAAAUCUUGAGACCUUGGAAGUAAUUAGAUGCCCCCUUCUUGAGCAUUUUCCAAUGGGUGGGUUGCCAACCAACAUGAAGACAAUUAGAAUUUCUGAAUGUGAGAACCUCAAGUCCCUACCUGAGUUUAUUUACAAACUCAAGCGGCUUCAAAGGUUGGAGAUAUCUUUUUGUCCAAGUCUCAUAUCUUUGCCAAAGUCGGGACUGCCCACCAAUUUAAGAUUACUGAGGGUUACAGAUUGUGAAAUGCUUAAUCCCGUAGAUGAGUGGAAACUUCACAAACUCAAAUCUCUUCAUGAUCUCACCAUUGGUGGAUUUCCUGGCCUCGUGUCGUUUUCAAAUGAGUAUCUUCUUCCACACAGUCUAACCUCUCUUGUUCUCCAAAGACUCCCUGAUCUUGAAUCCAUAUCGGAGGCGCUCCAGAAUCUCACCUCACUUCAAAAUUUGGUUAUUAGUGAGUGUGAUAAGCUCCAAUCUUU
Molecule: messenger RNA, 947 nt
Organism: Prunus mume (Japanese apricot)
Lineage: Eukaryota; Viridiplantae; Streptophyta; Magnoliopsida; Rosales; Rosaceae
Source: RefSeq, a predicted model, not a curated record